AAAGUGAAAGACUAACAAACAAAGCUCCACAAUUUUCGGAAAACCAUGAACAACCACUCAAAUAAACAAUAUAAAAAGGACCUUGGCAUUCGGAUUCGUCCUCCAGAAAGUGAACUACCAUUUCCCGAUAUUAAAAAACCCCAACCAAUUGGUUUCUACAGCAUAAAUGCUAAUCGUGACUUCGAGCCCAAUGAUCAACAAUUGCGGUAUUUCAAACUGCCCAAUGUGAAAAAGUUGCCUCUGGAUCUAAAUGCUGGUUUAGAUGUAGCCAUCAAAAAACCAGAGUCAGCCAGCGAUGAAACCUUAGACAGUCUAUUGAAAUUUAUUUAUGAUCAUAAUCAAAGAAUAUUUGGCCAUGGAAGUACAGCGCCACCGCCGGAGUUUGUGACAUGGCGUGGUAUCUUGCGGCUUAUAAUGUGUACACCGUAUGAAUAUCGCCAGGACUGGUGUUUGCAUGUGACACGUUUCAAUAACACGUUUUAUUUGUUAAAAAGAGAAACUGCCCAAGAUAAACAUCGUCGCAGCCAGGAAACCGAACAGCAGAAAACGUUCAUGGCUUAUGGUUUUAAAUUUGAACAAUAUUGUUUAUCUGAAACACCGUUCAAUGAACCGGACACUUCAGCGCCGGUCAAUGAAAGCGAAGAAUUUUCGUUGGUCUUUCAAACUCGUUUAGCUGGUCUAAGUCUUUUGUAUGGUGCCGAAAUGGAUGGUAUUGUUAGCGAUCAACCAGUACAACUCAACUACGAUAGACCCAGUAAUUUAGAUUCUUUAAAAUAUGUUGAACUUAAGGUGCGCCAGGGUAAUUUAAAUUCAUUUCAAUACAAAUCAUUUUUACGUCACAAAACACGCAAUUGGUGGUGUCAGUCCUUUUUAGUGGGUGUUCAAGACUUAUAUGUAGGCAUGAGAAAUGAAAAGGGUUUCGUACAGGAUAUUGAGCGUAUGGAAAUGAGAUCGCUGCCAAAAUUAGGAGGGCAAACACAUUGGGCACCUUGGGUCUGUGCAAAUUUCUUACUACAAUUCCUCUUACGAUUACGCUCGAUAAUGGCUAAUGAGAAUUGUCCACAUACGGUGUAUGAAUUUUAUUUUAAUGCCGAAUCUGGACGCAUUACAUAUGAAUGCUUGCGAGGCAAAACACCUCAUUCCUUUUUACCCGAUUGGUAUAUUAAUUUAAUAAAUCGUCUAACAAAAAAUUCAAAUUUACAUUAUUAAUAAUUAUAGGCUAAUUAACCAGAUUUAUGAAACCACAUAACUUAUGUUUGAAAUUGAGAAUAUUUCGCUGACAAUUAUUGAAAUACAUGCUAAAAGAAAUGGAUGGAAAAAAUACAUAAACAAAUUAAACAA
Messenger RNA from Calliphora vicina (urban bluebottle blowfly), 1341 nucleotides. Its product is annotated as decapping nuclease DXO homolog. Bases 46 to 1209 code for a protein of 387 amino acids. Lineage: Eukaryota; Metazoa; Arthropoda; Insecta; Diptera; Calliphoridae. Gene Ontology annotation, biological process: nuclear-transcribed mRNA catabolic process; NAD-cap decapping. Gene Ontology annotation, cellular component: cytosol; nucleus. Gene Ontology annotation, molecular function: mRNA 5'-diphosphatase activity. The record is from RefSeq and is a predicted model, not a curated record. The transcript is spliced from 3 exons.